AAUUGGAAAAGUACCACCACAAACGAAAACGAACCGAAGAAAAACAAUUUUCAUUUUAGUUUACAAUAUAUAUCCGUAGUUUUCCGCAAUAAUUGCGCAGACAAUCGUACGUCAUGUCCAGUCUGCAACGUACAAUACUUAAGUCCAAAUUGCCACCCACAAUUCCGAGUGGGCGCAUUGGCAGAGCAGACUCCUUUAAGAAAUCACGAAUACGGGACUAUAAGCCAUGCAUGUGGAACGAGUUCUUUGCCGAAAAGGAAGACGUUGUUGUGGAUGACAACCGUAAAUUUCGCGUCUAUCGCACUAAAAUGCCUGAGAAACCGGGCCCCGUAUUGUUGUUGUUGCAUGGUGGGGGCUACUCGGCGCUUACCUGGGCACAUUUUUGUUCGGAAGUGACAAGCAUGAUACACUGUCAAUGCCUGUGCAUCGACCUUCGGGGACACGGCGACAGCAAAGUGGAUGACGAGGACGACUUGUCGGCAGACACUUUGUCAGAGGACAUUGGCGAUUUGAUAACGAAACUCUAUCCCGAGGAGGUGCCACAAAUAUACCUGGUUGGUCAUUCAAUGGGCGGCGCUAUUGCAGUGCACUUUGCCCACAUGGCUCUGGUUCCGAAUUUAAUCGGCAUCACAGUUAUUGAUGUCGUCGAGGGCACGGCCAUGGAAGCUUUGGCCAGCAUGCAGAGCUUUUUACGCUCGCGUCCAAAGUAUUUUCAGAGUAUACCGAACGCCAUCGAAUGGUGCAUACGCAGCGGACAGGUACGAAAUGUGGACAGUGCCAAAGUCUCAAUGCCAGGGCAGAUAAUCAACUGCACAACGAAUCAACUCGCAACGAAUGAUCUUCCCCUGACUGAGGAAGUCCUUGAAGAAGCGCAUCAUACCAGCAUGUUUCCCAAUGCUUUCAGUAUUUCCGAAGAUGAGGAGGUGGGCAAUGGCGGAGAGGAUGGCGCCGAGUGUACCGAUUUUAAGAAACCCAUAACAACCAAGGCAGCAACUGAUGCCGCCAAGAAUUACACCUGGCGCAUCGAUUUGGCCAAGUCGGAAAAAUAUUGGGUCGGCUGGUUUUCUGGAUUAAGCGACAAGUUCCUUAAUUUGAGAUUGCCCAAACAGUUACUGCUCGCCAGCAUCGAUGGUCUGGAUCGCACACUGACCGUUGGUCAGAUGCAGGGUCGUUUCCAGAUGCAAGUCUUGGCACGCUGUGGUCAUGCCGUGCACGAGGACCGUCCACACGAGGUUGCCGAAGUAAUCAGCGGCUAUUUGAUACGGAAUCGUUUCGCUGAGGCAGCAGGCGAAUUUCGUUGCCACAUGCCAUCCUGCUGAGCGGCUUCCAUGUACAGUUGUAGCACAAAAAUAUCUAUUUUUGAAUGGAGCAUUACAGAUGCAUAGAUAUAUAAACACAAAAACAUAGGGCAUAGGAACAGAUGAUAUACUCCGUAUUAUCAAUAUAUAUAUAUAAAUAUAUACAUAUAAAUAUAAUCAAAUAAUUUAUUCGAUUACUUACAACAAAUCCAAAUGUAUUUUCAACUUGUAGUUUUUGCUCGUUUUGCCAAAAGUUCCAUGUGAAUCCAGAAAAAGAGUAUGAAUACUCGUUAAUGCUUUGCGUUGGGCUUUUUAAAUUGUUGAAAUGCUGUGUGCAUUUUUUGUGUGUAUUAAAUGUGUGCCAGAUUAAGUCAAAAUUGAAUCGAAAUUUAUUAUAUGUCAAGCGAAUAAGUUCAAUAAAGUGCUAAAAUUAUAACAUUA
Messenger RNA from Drosophila innubila, 1739 nucleotides. Its product is annotated as protein phosphatase methylesterase 1. The transcript has 6 exons. Gene Ontology annotation, biological process: protein demethylation. Gene Ontology annotation, molecular function: protein methylesterase activity. Bases 114 to 1319 code for a protein of 401 amino acids. Lineage: Eukaryota; Metazoa; Arthropoda; Insecta; Diptera; Drosophilidae. The record is from RefSeq and is a predicted model, not a curated record.